UUUAUUUACUGAUAACUUUAAAAACAAUUUAAAAAACUACUUUAAAGAGACCACAACGCUGUUGCAACGCCAGCAGCGUUUAGAUUAACUUAUAGGUAUUGUAACUGUUGUUUACAAUAACCUAAAAAUCCAAUUAGAAACACCAGUGUUUUCGAUGGACAAUAUAAACAACGCAUUAACAUCGAAUGUAUUAUUAUUGUCAGCAGCAGCAGCUUUACUCCUAAAAUAUAAAAUUGAUAAUGACAAAAAGAAGUGCAAGAGAAAGAGAAGAUGGUGGGUAAGACCCAUGUACCAAAAUCACUACUUAAGAAAUGAUCUCAUUGACGAAAUGCGUCUGCAAGACAAUGAAACAUUCUUCAAAUGCACCAGGAUGACUGUUGAAAUGUUCGAUGACCUCUUGUACUUGUGUGGACCAUAUUUGAAGAAGAGAAGUAAUCGACCUGUAUUACCUGAAGCUGUUCGAUUGGCACUCACUUUAAGGUUACUAGCUUCCGGGGAUUCUCUUCAAUCAAUAGCCUUUGCUUUUCGUGUUGGGAAAGCCACUGUCUGUCAGGUGUAUAGAGAAACUUGCCAAGUUAUGUGGGAUGUGUUGCAACCAAUAUAUUUACCAUUGCCAAGUGAAGAGCAAUGGGAGGAAAUUUCCUUAGAUUUCUACACUAAAUGGCAGAUACCUAAUUGUGUGGGUGCAGUGGAUGGUAAGCAUAUAUCAGUUAGGGCUCCAAACAGAUCCAGCUCAGCGUAUAGGAAAGAUUUGAGUAUAUUCGUGUUUGGUAUCUGCGAUAGCAAAAACGAUUUUACUUAUGUUGAUGUGAGCGCUUAUGAUUCACAAAGCGAUGGAGGUGUUUUGAAAGAGUCCUCAUUCGGACAACAUUUGAACGCUGGAACUUUAAACUUACCUUCAGAUUGUUAUCUGCCAGGAUCAGAUACUCUUUUCCCUUAUUACUUCAUCGGUGAUGACGCUUUUCCUCUUCAACGCAAUUUAAUGCGUCCGUAUGGUGGAAGAAACCUACCAGAUGAUAAAACCAUAUUCAAUUACAGAUUGAGUAGAACGCACAGGUGCAUAGAGAAUGCUUUCGGUGUUCUCUGCACCAGGUGGCGAAUAUUUCAAAACACCUGUCCAGAAUCCGUGGAUAAAAUUGUGCAGGCCACAGUUUGUCUUCACAAUUACAUUAAAAGCAAAGAGUCGUUCUCGGACACUGCCAAUUAUUGCAAUGAUAAUUUUGUGGACAGAGAGGAAAAUGGUAAAUUUAUUUCUGGAAAUUGGAGGACCGAGAUUUCCAAUGGUUGCGCUCUGCAACCGGCAUCAAAAUUAAGAAGAUUAGGAACUAGAAAUGCUACAGUCAGUGUUACUAAUUUACGCGAUUCAUUAAACUCUCAUCUAAAUAGUAUAGGUAGCUUAGAUAAUCAAUUGGAAUUUUCAAAACUUAAAUAA
Messenger RNA from Nicrophorus vespilloides, 1432 nucleotides. RefSeq names its product putative nuclease HARBI1. Lineage: Eukaryota; Metazoa; Arthropoda; Insecta; Coleoptera; Silphidae. Bases 155 to 1432 code for a protein of 425 amino acids. The record is from RefSeq and is a predicted model, not a curated record. The transcript has 2 exons.